Messenger RNA from Striga asiatica, 468 nucleotides. NCBI's taxonomy places the organism in Eukaryota, Viridiplantae, Streptophyta, Magnoliopsida, Lamiales, Orobanchaceae. The record is from the annotation of a GenBank genome assembly.
AUGUUCCGACAAAUUUCGGAGGAGCUAAUUGAUGACUUCUGUCGUUGUGGGAAGCCUACUGUGCGAAAGACGUCAUGGGCUGAUGGUAAUGCGGGGCGGAGGUACUCAGCGUGCGAAAAGUACCGGAUGUUGGAUGGGUGCACAUACCAUGUUUGGGUUGACCCUCCAAUGUGUUACAGAGCACAACAACUCAUUCCCGGGCUUCUGAAACGGGCCAAAAAGUUGGAAGAAGAUAUUGCUAGAAGGAANAAAUUGUUUCUGUCAACUCCAUGUAAAGAAAUUGUGCUGUCAACAAUUCAUGGACAGAUGGAGAGAGAGGCAUUCCCAAGUACACGACUCGCUCUGCUAAGAGGACCGACGCUAAAUCUGGAAGAGGUUGAUCCUCCGCGCUUCCCAUUUCGAAAGGAAUCACCUGUUAAACACAAGAUGCAGCAACUCAACACUGAUAACAACACUUCACACCCCUAG